This is a messenger RNA of Anopheles arabiensis, 2039 nucleotides long. RefSeq lists its product as uncharacterized. The record is from RefSeq and is a predicted model, not a curated record. The transcript has 8 exons. NCBI's taxonomy places the organism in Eukaryota, Metazoa, Arthropoda, Insecta, Diptera, Culicidae. Bases 856 to 1911 code for a protein of 351 amino acids.
GUUUGAAAGCGAACGUUGCUUCGGAUGCGAUUUGACCACGAAGUCAACGCGCUAGGAACGGCAAGCACAUGCGCCUUGAUACAGCAUCCACACGAUGCGAGCUAUGGUUACAGUGCACCACCAAAAAUAUCAAUAGAAAUCCAUCAGUGUGUUGUUCACUGUGCCAACGGUACGAGCAGCAUCGUUUCAUUCAAAACGGAGGUAUAUCCUGCCACAAAUUAUCCUUCCUCGCAACGUGGACGUACGCGUUUAGUAUGCUCGAUGGCCUCGGGGUGAAAGCAUUCCACCACUGCUCGGUCGUUCUUCAGCUGGCAGGCGUUACGCAUCGAUAGGACCAGUGCCGGUAAUCGCGCAAAAGUUUGACGGAAAUCUUGGCGCGCGCGUACGGUGGCCGAUUUUUGGCGCCCCUAAUCCCACUUAAGCUAAAGCAAAAAAGCCCAAACUCUUGUGCAUCCAGCCGGCAGUGUCCUACAUUGUAUAGUGAACGUUUGCUGAUUUUGCUGUGGCCCCUCUGGACGCAACGGCAGUACGUUGUACGAUAUUUUUGAGUGUGAAUCGCUGAAUCCUUCUUUCUUACAUCGUAGUGUGCAUUGUGCUUCAUAUGCUCCCGGCAACCACGGUUUUGUGACGUUCGUUUGGAGUAUAGUUCGGUGGCCCAGUUUGGUUGGUGCGGAAAAUUGAAUGUGGCGCGCAAAAAUUGUGCCGAUGAGCAGUGGUGGUGAAAACAGACGUGGCUGACGGAUGCAAUUUUAAAACACACAUACACACACACACGCGCGCGCACAAUUCACACAGCACGUCUACCCACAAGCGCCAAAAUAUCUCCAUAACGAAAUCGCGUACGAGGCGGACGAAAUGUUUGGUAUUAAUUUGUUCAAUAGCGUGUUGACAGUUUUCGUAUUUGCACAAGCGUACCAGUCCGUGCACAUAACGAACCUAAACGUACCGAAGACGUACGUCCUCGAUCGGAGCACUUACGAUGCGGUCGGAUCGAGCACACCCUCGUCGGUGGUACAGUAUGGUGGUGGGGAAGAUGACGAUGUUACCACCGGUCUGCCGAUGACAUCCACCACCGUGCAACAGCUACCCGCCAGCGUGUCUACAGUGCCGAGCGAACUGAACUUCACAACCGACGCCGGCCUGAAGCCACUCAUCAUGGACUGUCAGUAUGAGAUUAAGGCGCGCGAGUGCGGCUUCGUGCUCAAGUGGUACUUCAACAAGAAGCUCAUCUACCAGUGGAUACCGUCCCGGACACCGGUCGGAAUGAACCAGUUCAAGAACGAGCUGCAGACCAACUACUCGAUGUCCGAUUCCAUCAACUACAAGUACCGUGCCUUGGUAAUACGUAAUCCGAAGCUGAACCACAGCGGCGAAUACAUGUGUUCGGUGCAGACGUACGAUUCGUUCGAUCGGCGAAUGGCGCGGUUUCAGAUUGUCGUGCCCGAAAAAACGUUACUCCUGCACUACGAAAAUGAUGGCGAAAGUGAUAACAUGCUAUUAAUCAAGUGCAGCGUGUUCAUGAUAUACCCCGAGCCGAACCUGCUGCUGAUCGUUAGCGGUAAUCUGUUCCUGGUCAGCUCGCGCACACUGGUCACCGCCGAUGCAAACCACAUGUACAAUAAGACCGUUUACGGGAAAAUCGAUAAACAUUUGCUCAUCUCACCGACCUCGAUCGGCUGCGUGCUGACCGUGCCCGAUUCCGGUUACAUCCGCAAGCGCGAAACCAUCUAUUACGAUCCGACGCCGCUAACGAAAUGGAGUCGCCUACGGAUGGACGAACGGGGCCACUUUCAGCUGCUUUCCGAUGACGGUGCAGGCCAAUUAAAUCCACUUGCCGGUUGGUUGAUUAGUUUAAUUGUAUUUCUACAGCGCGCCGUUCUCUGGCGACACGACGGAGAUUCAAUCAAAUAGGAUAGUCCGUGAUGGGCGUAAACGUAGAAAGGGUUUUUAUUUCAUUUUAAGUGAUUUGUUAUUCAGUCGGUAGAAAACAAAGAAAAAACAAUGUGUAAGAAUAAAGGAAAUAGAAUCCAAAAAAACAA